GAGCGAGCGGCCCCUCCCCCCUACCCAGCUCCGGGGCGCUGAGAGCGGCCGGGAGUUUUCGCACCCGGGAGGGAGAUGCCGCCCUGGCUCUGGCUUGUUGCAGAUUUCUAAUCAACAUAAUGCUGGAGCAUCAGCCUUGGAGCCAACAUUUUUCAAAAUGGCUGAGGUGGAUGUUAAUUUGGAUCAUGUCAUACCAACAACCAUUAUUCCCACUUACUGGGCAAAACUCCUAGUGGCGUUUGUUUCUUUUGUGUGCUUUGCCCAUAGUUAUGAUGGAGACUUUGUCUUUGAUGACUCAGAAGCCAUCGUCAACAAUAAGGACCUCCGAGCAGAAACUCCACUUGGUGACCUUUGGCAUCAUGAUUUCUGGGGUAGUAAACUCAGCAGCAACACUAGUCACAAGUCUUAUCGGCCACUCACUGUCCUAACUUUCAGGAUUAACUACUAUUUAUCUGGAGGUUUCCACCCAGUGAGUUUUCAUAUGGUCAACAUCCUCCUGCAUUGUAGCAUUUCCGUCCUAAUGGUUGAUGUCUUCUCCAUAUUAUUUGGUGGUCUACAAUAUACCAGUAAAGGAAGAAGAUUAAACCUGGCUCCCAAAUCAUCCCUUUUAGCUGCAUUAUUUUUUGCCGUACAUCCAGUGCAUACAGAGUGUGUUGCUGGUAUCGUUGGCAGAGCUGACCUCCUGGGUGCCCUCUUCUUUUUGUUAUCUUUCCUUGGCUACUGUCACGCAUUUAGAGAAAAUAACAAGGAAGGAGCUCAGUUUUCUACAUUCUGGGUGCUGCUGAGUAUUCUUUUGAGUGCUGUAGCUAUGCUGUGCAAAGAACAAGGGAUCACAGUACUGGGUUUCAAUGCUGUGUUUGAUGCCUUGGUGAUAAGCAAAUUAAAUAUUUUAGAAAUUGUUCAAAAGGUACGACAUAAAGACAAAUCAUUAGAGAAUAUUGGAUGGCUAAAGAAUGGAGGCCUUCUCUUCAGACUGAUUCUCCUGUUUUCUGGAGGGGCAACAAUACUUUAUGUGCGCUGGAGAAUUAUGGGCACUGGUCCACCAGCCUUUACUGAAGUUGACAAUCCAGCCUCCUUUGCAGAGAGCAUGUUUGUCAGAGCUAUAAACUAUAAUUACUACUAUUCAUUGAAUGCAUGGUUGCUGCUGUGUCCCUGGUGGCUGUGUUUUGAUUGGUCAAUGGGCUGCAUACCCCUUAUUAAGUCAGUCAGUGACUGGAGAAUAAUUGCACUAGCAGCACUUUGGUUCUGCCUAAUUGGCCUAAUAUGCCAAGCUCUAUGCUCUGAAGACAGCCAUAAGAGAAGAAUACUCACUUUGGGAUUGGGAUUUCUCAUCAUCCCAUUUCUUCCUGCAAGUAACCUGUUCUUCAGAGUGGGAUUUGUUGUUGCUGAAAGAGUCAUCUACCUCCCCAGUGUUGGAUACUGCAUGCUUCUAACAUAUGGAUUUGGAAUACUAACCAAACAUACUAAGAAAAAGAAACUCAUUGCUGCUACUGUAAUAGGGAUUUUACUCAUAAAUAUGGUGCGUUGUAUUACUCGCUGUAGCCAGUGGCGAAAUGAAGACCUGCUUUUCAGGAGUGCCCUGUCUGUGUGUCCUCUCAAUGCUAAAGUUCACUACAACGUUGGCAAAAACCUGGCUGAUAAAGGCGACCAGACUGCUGCCAUCAGAUAUUACAGGGAAGCUGUAAGAUUGAAUCCUAAAUAUGUUCAUGCCAUGAAUAAUCUUGGAAAUAUCUUGAAAGAAAGGAAUGAACUACAGGAAGCAGAGGAGCUAUUGUCUCUUGCUGUACAAAUACAACCAGACUUUGCUGCAGCAUGGAUGAAUUUAGGCAUAGUGCAGAACAGUAUGCGGAGGUUCGGAGAAGCUGAGCAAAGCUACCGUACAGCAAUUAAAUACAGGAGAAAAUAUCCAGACUGUUACUACAACUUAGGACGUUUGUAUGCAGACUUAAAUCGUCCCCUAGAUGCAUUGAAUGCAUGGAGAAAUGCUACUUUUCUGAAACCAGAACAUACUUUGGCUUGGAACAACAUGAUCAUACUGCUUGAUAAUACAGGUAACUUAGCCCAAGCUGAAGCAGUUGGAAGGGAAGCAUUAGAAUUAAUACCCAAUGAUCACUCUAUUAUGUUCUCAUUGGCAAAUGUACUGGGGAAAUCCCAAAAAUACAAGGAAUCUGAAGCUUUAUUCCUCAAGGCAAUUAAGGCCAAUCCAAAUGCUGCAAGUUAUCAUGGCAAUUUGGCUGUGCUUUACCACCGUUGGGGAAACUUUGACUUAGCCAAGAAAUACUAUGAAGUCUCUCUGAAGCUUGACCCUCUGGCACCAGCGACCAAGGAAAAUUACAAUCUACUAAAAAGAAAACUAGAACAAUUGCAAACAAAUAGUGUUUGAUCAUUCUUUUCUCUCUCUUUUUUGUCCAUGCAUGAUACAGAUCAUUAAUGUCUUAUGGUUAUUUUUAACCAUGUAAAAAAAUUUUAGUCAUGGUGUUAAAAUUUGGUUUUUUAUAUGAAAAUAAAAACAUGAACAUACAAAAAAUUAUUGCAGCACCAGCAAUAUGCUUGAUGUUGUUUUUGCAUUGGAAAUGUAUUUUUUCAACCAGCUUAUAGAUUCUAAAAAUUCAAUUCUAGGAUAAAGUCAUUUUCUAAUUUAAAAAGAAAAAUAAGUAUCUUGAGCUACUUUUAAUUUCUACCAAACCAAAAUUUGCCAUGGGGAUGUGAAAAAUAGUUAAGCAUAAAUGAGUACUAUGAAACAGCAUUCUUUAUGAUGGAUAAUUGGCAAAACUGACUUGAGAAAUUUAUACAAAUAUCAUAAACAUCCCUUUAUCUGUAUAUUGAUGUUUUUAUUUAAUGAUGGAGGUGAAUGAAGUUUUUGUGUUUGAUCUAUUCUCUGUAUAGUAUGCUAUGAACAUUGAAGGAAAUGCUUCUUUGUGUGUGUGUGUGUGUGUGUGUGUGUGUUUUAAACAGGGAAAGAAUAAUUGAGCCUGAGAAUUAGAAAGUUUACCUUCUUCCGCUGUUCUACAUAUUUAUUUUCUUUAGGAAGAAAUUGACUCAUGCAAUAUUUGCAGAUACCUCUAUUUGUGUAGUAGGAUGUUAUGGACCAUCCUUAAUUGUUCGUAUCCACAUAAAAUCUCAAGUUAGCUUCCUGGAGAAAGGUAUAGCAUUUCUUAGGUAAAGAUCAAAUUCUCUCUUUUUUCAUUUAUGUCUUAACUAGGUUAUCUAUGAAUGGUACUUUGUUUCAUUUUAUAAUUUAUAAUCCAAGUCUAUCCUUCUGACUAAUAUGUUGCUUUAUGGACUGUAGACAUUGAAAUUCCAAAAGUAGUAGUUUUCCUCCAAAAAUAAGCCAUAUUACUGGAGUUCUCCAGUAAUUAGGAAGACUGGAAAUCAUUUAACCAUACAUACUGUUUGCUGAUUGAUUGGCUUUUUAUUAGUCUGUGGUUCUUUUUAAAUUACCAUAUUAUAUGCUAUUGACCU
This is a messenger RNA of Vombatus ursinus (common wombat), 3462 nucleotides long. RefSeq names its product transmembrane and tetratricopeptide repeat containing 4 (gene TMTC4). The record is from RefSeq and is a predicted model, not a curated record. The transcript is spliced from 18 exons. Gene Ontology annotation, biological process: protein O-linked glycosylation via mannose; endoplasmic reticulum unfolded protein response. Gene Ontology annotation, cellular component: endoplasmic reticulum. The coding region runs from base 158 to 2383 and encodes 741 amino acids. Gene Ontology annotation, molecular function: mannosyltransferase activity; protein binding. NCBI's taxonomy places the organism in Eukaryota, Metazoa, Chordata, Mammalia, Diprotodontia, Vombatidae.